AUGUCGACUCGAAGAAGCCGAUCGGCGGCAGCGUGCGUGUUCUGCCGCCAGAAAAAGUUGAAGUGUGAUGCACAAAGACCUCAGUGCGGCAACUGUGUGGCCAAGGGAAUCGAUUGCCAGGUAGGGGCUGUGCACCAAAAGCCAAGACCAACCAAUCACCGCAUUGCAGAACUAGAGCAGGAGAAUGACAUACUUCGACGGCAAUGCACUCAGCUACGGAACAGAAGUGCCGGUCCGUCUGGGAGAGUGCAGUCAAAGCAAGCAAGUCCCAUUACGGUGGGUAGCCCAUCUACAUUGGGUAGCUCAUCACGAACUCCAUUGCCAAUUUCAAGAAUAGGAGGGGGCAUCGGUCUCUCGCGAAAUGAUUCUUCCAAUGAAAUUAGAGAUGCAUCGCAUCCAGAGGUUCCGGAAAACGACCGCAGGAAUAUAUCGCUGUACCAUGGUCCAACGAGUACAGUUUAUGAUGAUACGAGUCCAAACUAUACUGAGCAGAAUCGACCACCUUCGGAUGAUCAUUCCAAUGAAGAGAUGAUACGGCAUCUUCUUUUCUCUCAGACCGCAAGGCAGAGACAACUCGAGCCUCUCAAUCUAGCUGCAGGAAGACUAGACUUUGAUGGGGUCGAUCCCGAAAUCGGCAUGCAUCUCCUCUCCAUAUACUGGAGUCGUCAACUCUACACAGCGCAGAUAAUCUACCGGCCAGCAUUCAUGCGAGACAUGGCCUGCGAAGGACCCUACUUCUCCAAGUUGCUAUUGAAUGCGAUAUUCUUUGUAGUAUCGAAACAUUGUGACAGUCCCGAGCUUCGCUCGGACCCAAAUGACAUUACUACCGCAGGAUGGAAAUUCCGUCAACGGUUUACCCAGCUUCUCCGGGAUUGCUUCGAUAAAAGUGAAAUCACCACUCUUCAGGCAUUGCUGAUUAUGUCUAAUGCGCUUUUCUCGCGAUGUGAUGAGAGGAGUUUAUCGUGGCUUUAUGCCGGCAAUGCGUUUAAUAUGUUUAUUGAUCUCGGAUUGCAUGUGCUCCCUUCCCCCGAUGGUAUUCCUGCUGAAGAGCUUGAAAUCCGGAAGCGAGUACUUUGGGGUGCAUAUUUAAUUGACAAGAUCCAAUGCCUUUUCCAAGGAAGACCGCCCCUUCUCAAUCAUGUCAACAUGAGGGCAUCUUUGGACUUCUUGGAUGAUUAUGACGAAUUGGAGCCUUUCCAGGAUAUUUCAUAUACGACAAACAAGCCAUAUAAGGUGGUUCCAUCAUUGAAUGUAUCUUUGCUUACCAAAUUCUGCGAAUUGACAACGAUCGUCGAACGUAUCCUAUGCGAAAUAUACUCCGAAUCCCGAGAGUCGAGUCCUGCCCACAAAGAGAGUGUCUCAGAGGAUAUAAAGUCCCAGUUGAGAAGAUGGCGACAAAGCCUGACGCCUCAGCUUGAUUACCUAUCCUUUCCAGACCAAUCGGUUCUUUUGCCUCAGUCUGCAUGUCUCCUGGCUCUAUUUAACGUGUUGGUCAUUCUUGUGCAUCGCCCAUUAAUCACAGGAGGCCAUGGCGGCGUGAUCAAUUCAACAACCGCCCACGAGUCAGUAAACGCCUGCACGUCGGCUGCAAAUCAGAUUGUUCAAAUUUUGCACGACUACUCCCAGCAUUUCUCAUUAAGCAGUGCGCCAUAUAUGUUGUCUUAUGCCACCUACAUCAGCGCAACGAUCCACGCCCGAAUAGUUGCACAGAAGGGAAGCAAUUCUACUGUCUUUCAAUCUCUGGCACUCUGCCGCAAUAUCCUAGUCGAGCAUACACGUCUCUAUGCUGCAGCAGAGAAGGCCAAGGAGAAUCUGGAUAAGCUGAUUACUCACCUGGGGAUUAGCACCCCGGAUGACAACCAGCGCACAAGUACUUCUGUGCACAGUCUACCAGGUGAAAGUGUUGUUAUGGACGACUCAAACAUUCCCACUGGCGAGCAAGGAUUUCCAGACCGGACCGUUGGCUUUGGGUCUCCUUUACUGAAUUUGGAAUUGUCCGAUCUCGACCUUGAGGCGAUUGCUCAAGGCUUCCAGGUGGAUGUCGAAUCACUCUCCUUUUGGCAUUCUCUAGGUGCAUGA
Penicillium canescens is the source of this 2079-nucleotide messenger RNA. Its product is annotated as Zn(II)2Cys6 transcription factor. The transcript has 6 exons. Lineage: Eukaryota; Fungi; Ascomycota; Eurotiomycetes; Eurotiales; Aspergillaceae. The coding region runs from base 1 to 2079 and encodes 692 amino acids. Gene Ontology annotation, molecular function: zinc ion binding; DNA-binding transcription factor activity, RNA polymerase II-specific; DNA binding. The record is from RefSeq and is a predicted model, not a curated record. Gene Ontology annotation, biological process: DNA-templated transcription; regulation of DNA-templated transcription.